Hylaeus volcanicus is the source of this 7348-nucleotide messenger RNA. RefSeq names its product single-minded homolog 2 (gene sim). NCBI's taxonomy places the organism in Eukaryota, Metazoa, Arthropoda, Insecta, Hymenoptera, Colletidae. Gene Ontology annotation, molecular function: protein dimerization activity; RNA polymerase II transcription regulatory region sequence-specific DNA binding; DNA-binding transcription factor activity, RNA polymerase II-specific. The record is from RefSeq and is a predicted model, not a curated record. The transcript has 9 exons. Gene Ontology annotation, biological process: regulation of transcription by RNA polymerase II. The coding region runs from base 2026 to 4233 and encodes 735 amino acids.
CCUAUCUGUGCAACUCGAUAUUAUGUAAGAAACCGUGAAAACAAAAUGAAUUUCAGCUUUGAAAACGUUUUUCGCCGGGAUGGUGCUCCAAAAUUCUAUAGGAAGAUAGAAGUUGGAAGGAUGGAAGGAUGUAAUGCAUCACUGGCGAAAGGGGGUCUACCGUACCGCCUACGUUAGAAAUCAUCGACACGGGCGCAGCUCGCGAGGUAAUGCGGCUGCGUUUGUGCCACUGAAGCUUUUCCAGGAUCGCGAUCCAGGGUUAGGCGGGAGGCCAGGAAAGGUGGGAGAGAAAGGGAGGCGCUGACCGUGCGAGAAAGAUGGCAGAAAGGGUAGCAGGUCGGAGGAGCGUUGCUUCACGCUCGGUGGGGAGUCCAACGUGCACCGUGCAUCCAGUUGUAUACCUAAAUGCGUACCCGGCGCUGUUUUAAUAGUACACACGUGCAGUCGCGGCCCAAUGAAUUGAUCCCGCGAGGUGAAUCCCCCCAGGGAUGAAAAAGAUGUCGCGCCAUCUUUGAGGGCACCCCCGGAGGGCCAGCGCGCGCAAUUUUCAUCCGCGGACCGUCAGACGCCGCGCUCACAAUUUUUCGGAGCUGACUCGCGAAUUAGGGGUCCGUACGCGUCCCACGGACCAGCUUUUCGAACCUCGAAACUUCGGGGAAGACUCCGAAAGUGAUACUUGUCAAAUUCAUUUUUGUUGUUUUUUUUUUUUUUGUAGCUCUGGGAAGACUCUGAAAGUGAAACUUGUUAGAUUGAUUUCUGUAUAUUUCAACGGACUCUGAAAGUGGAAUUCGUUGAAUUAAUUUGUAUAGCUUUGGGAAGACGACGAAUUCAUUUUUAUAAAUUUGUGAGGACUCCGAAAGUGAAACUUGUUACGUUCUUUACUGGAGCAUCGAGGACACCUUAGCGAAUUAAUUUUCGUAGCUCACGGGGGUUACGAACGUGAAAUUUGUCAAAUUGAAUUUUUUAGCUUCGAGAAGACUUUGAAAGCAGUACUUAUCGAAUCAGUAUUUGUAGCUCUGAGAAAGUUCUGAAAGUGAAACUCAUUUUUGUAGCCUAUUGAAGACUUUAAAAGUGAAACUUACAAAAAUUAAGUUCUGUAGCUUCGAGUGGAGUCAAAGAACCAAAAAUUUAUCUUCCAGUGUCGUUUAUUAGCUUCCUGACGAUUGAAAUUUUGAUCACACCUGGAACCACGAAGAGAAUCGUAACAAUUCUGAGAUGAUCAUUAAAUGAAGUAAUCGAAGUUUUCCAGUUGUCGUUUAAUAUCUGGAAAGUUAAACUUCGGCGCAGUACCUUCCCACGCUCGUCAUCUAUGAAAUUCGUUAAGAAUAUUUAUCAAUAAAAUGUCGAUCCAAGCUGCACGCACUGUACAAGAAAAUGUGUGUGUCAUUGGGUGCGUCGAAGUUCCGUCGGACUGGUGUGAAGUGCGAGACGGGAAGUGAGAAAUAGUUCUACAGGAGAUAAAGAAACGAACUGAAGUGCAAAAGUUGUGAGUCGUACAUUUUUUUUUUCUAUUUCUUCUUUUAUCAGUAAGUCAGUGAACUUUUAUUCCGAGAACAUACUACUUGAAAUAGCUGACAAUCACUCUUUAUCGACCCUAGUUCGCCUUCCAAACAUUAAUGACAUUUAUGGCACUUGACUGAAUUGCACAAGUUGUGAUACAUAUUCUUAUUUUUAUUCUUCUUACGUCAAAAAAUAAAUGGUCUUUUUUCGAGAGUAUAUUAUUUGGUGUAACGAUGAACGUUCGUAGGCGAUGAUUGUUUAAUUUCCAAAUAAUUGAUGACACUUAUGGUAUAGGACGGUGGUUGUGUGAGAUGAAAAUUACGAAGGACGAUGUAGUCGACGGAAGUUAAUCAACAUGAUAACAAUAAUGGUAAUCGAUGGGAUUCCGUGAACGUCUGAAGUGUGUCAAGUACCGACGGCUUGAUAAAAGUGCGCGUCCCUUGGGAAGUUCCUGCCGCCGAAAUCACUUUCGCACCGAGGGGGAAGGCUAAUUGGUCCUCACCCUGGUGAAAUGCCUACAAGGGCAUGAAUUUAGCCAAAGGCUGCAGCCCUUCUUCGGAUACUUUGGAUCUGAGCUCGCACAAUCAUCAUCUGAACAAUAAUUCCAUCCUCGGUGCUACUGGGCCGCAGGAAGUCGUGAUGAAGGAGAAAAGCAAGAAUGCAGCGCGUUCGCGCCGCGUGAAAGAGAAUCAGGAAUUUUUAGAAUUGGCGAAGCUGCUGCCACUUCCGACGCCCAUCACCACGCAACUGGACAAGGCCAGCAUCAUUCGACUGACCACGAGCUACCUGAAGAUGCGAGCGUUGUUUCCUCAUGGUCUUGGAGACGAAUGGGGUGCCGCCCCGCCGCCCAUCAACCCGCUAGAAUCCGCUAUCAAGGAACUGGGCACUCAUAUUUUGCAAACUCUGGACGGUUUCAUAUUCGUCGUGGCGCCCGACGGCAAAAUUAUGUACAUAAGCGAAACGGCCAGCGUGCACUUGGGACUGUCGCAGGUGGAGUUGACGGGGAACAGUAUAUACGAGUACAUCUACCACAACGAUCGCGACGAGAUGAUGGCGGUUUUAAACCUGCCCCAAAGCACCGCGGACCUCACAGGCUUCAGUUUCUCCCCGCCUAAUUCGAGAGGCGAAAUCGAGCUAGAGCGUGCCUUCAUCCUCAGGAUGAAAUGCAUCCUGGCGAAGAGGAACGCGGGGCUGGUCACGGAAGGAUACAAGGUCAUACACUGCUCUGGCUACCUAAAAUGUAUCAUAGAAGGACCAGUAGGGUCAGAGUACGAGGACGGCACAGGUAGAUGCAUCAGAAACGUUGGGUUGCUGGCGGUGGGCCAUUCCCUGCCUACGCGUUCCAUAACGGAAGUCAAAUUACACCAGAAUAUGUUCAUGUUCCGUGCAUCAUUGGACCUGAAACUGAUAUUCGUCGACACCAGGAUGGCCGAAAUGACUGGGUACAACCCACCUGAUCUGAUCGAGAAAAACCUCUAUCAUUACGUGCACGGGUGCGACGCGUGCCAGCUGAGACAGGCUCAUCGAAUAUUGCUGUACAAGGGUCAAGUGACGACCAAAUACUACAGGUUCUUGACGAAGUCGGGAGGCUGGAUCUGGAUGCAAUCGUACGUAACGAUCGUCCACAAUUCGAGAAGUUCCAGGCCACAUUGCAUAGUGUCGGUUAAUUACGUGUUGACGGAACCGGAGAGCACAGACUUGGUGUUGAAUUGCGAGCAAAUAUCCUCCUGCUCGAGCCCGGGGAAUCCCCCCAGCGCGCCUCUGGCCACCCCCACGGCCAGCGCAGGAGCGAACGAUUUGGAGAACCACAGCCCCAGCCCUCCGGCUUAUCGGAACAGAACGAAAGAACCGCCUGAUAACGAUUACGCGGACAGCGCCGGUUACCCUAACCCCGAGUACAUCGGCUCGACGAAUCACAGCCAUUUUUUAUCGUCGCCUUACGCCACGCAAAGUUUGAAUGGCAAUACUCACGAGGACAGCUCCUACUACAGCCCUGACUUGUUCUACCAAUACGGAGACAUGCACCAAGACCCCCUGGCCACGGUGCCACAACAGCAAGAGACGCAACACCCGCACCUGCUGCACCAUACCAACUCCCUGUCGAACCUCCAGCAGCACAGUCCCCAGAACGCCCAACAGAAACGUCAGCAUCCCACUCACCUGCUGCAUCACGCCACGUCCCUGACCAGCCUGCAACAGCAGCAGCAGCACAGUCCGCAAGGAACUCAACAGAAGAGACCCUACUCGACCUCCUCCAGUUCCUGCGGCAGCACGGACGCCAUAGACACUCAUUUGCCGAGUCCGUUGAGCCUUCACUCUUUACCACCGAGCUAUCAUCCCCAUCAUCGUCACCACAUCCCCGACACAGCGCCGUCCAACCUCAACGAGGUGGGUGGCGUGAUUAUGUACCCCAACUGCGGCUUCAACAACAACGACAGCUACAACGCCGCUGCGAACGCGACAGGGAACCUGCAGCACCACGAGGCUCCCUAUCAGCCGCACUCCGGUCACCAUAGCUCUGGCAACACACCUGUGAAACAUUCGCAUCAUCACCUAGAGCCCACGCCAGCGGGUUACACUAGCGUGAUCGUAGACUCGCAACAGUACAGCCCUAGCUCCGUCCAGGAUCUGCACGGGCACGCUCACCAAUCGGCGCCGAUCGGCGGCGGCACACCGCCGUUGGUGAUCCAUCAUCCACACCACUACGAGGCACAUCACCAAUUCGUUCACUGACACCAACUCGAGGUGCCCUGCGCGUAGCACCUCGACACCAAUUGCGACGACGAGCCGUGCUACCGAGGGCAUCAAAGUUGUCCCGCAGGGAACACCCUGGAGCAUCGUUCGGGCGUCGCCCAUUGCGCUGAUCGCGUGGUCGAGUCGCAGCAGUACGGUGGCCUUACCGAACCGCAAGACGGCGGUCAGGUUCACCAUGUGAGUGCUGGUUUGAGGACGUACGCCACCGAGCCUGUCGCCUACGUUGCGCCAUACGGAACGCGGUGUCGAGAGACCAGGGUGGAGUAGAGAUUGUUUGGUUCUUCGGGAGAAAAUCGAUUCUGAGAGCGAUUUUCAGUGGAGACUGGAAGAUCGAGGUGUGAUGAAAUGGCGCGUUUGAGAUCCAGGGUGGAUUGGAAAACAGAGUGUUUGGAUUCGAGGAGCUUUGAUUCUAGAGUUCUCAAAGCAAUUGGUUCACGGGAACGUUUCAGUCUCUUCAGUUAUUGGUUUGAAGAAACCAAAUCUAUCAAAUCUAUCGAAGAAAACAGAUUGACGAAUUCUCUGACGUGCAAUGAACUGGUUUGCGAAUAUGAGAAGUGGAUCGUGAUCUGUUGAUAAAGUACGGAAACAGUGCUUAAGCUCAAUGUUAUGUGGAUCGCAAAUAACAUUGAUGCUAUUGAGUUUACACAAUACUGAGAACAGUAUACAAUUGAUGUACUUAAGGGAAUUAAUUACAUUGAUCGAUUUGUUAUCAUUGUAUUUGGUCCAGGCCUCAUUUCUAGAGGCCUCUUUUAUUGAUGCAGAUUUUUAUCAAAUUCGUAUGUUCUUAAUAAUGAGUACAAUAUUUGGUACAAAAAGCAAUAUUAUUACUUUUCGUCCUAGAUCAGCUAUCUUAAUGUUACUCAAAUUGAAAUCAAGCGAGUGGACUAUUUUUUGUGAGUUUAUUUAUAUUCACUGACCAGUAAACAACAGUAAACAACAAUAUAAAAAGAAAUUAUCCUUUAUUGAGGGACUCAAGGAAAAGUGAAGUUUGAGAAUCACUGGUCCAUCAGAUCCUGUCUCAAACGCGAAGCAAUUAAUCGCGUAACCAGUCACCAAUUAAUCGAUAGUUUACGCAGUUAUUAGUAGACAAUUAGUUUGAUCAGAUUGUUCAAACUAUUAAUACCAUUUAAGGCAAGGUAUGCUAGAUAAGUCUUGUCGAUGAGUCCAAUUAGCUGACAAGGGACGAAACGUAGUAGUAUUGUGUUCUUUGUAACAAAAAUGUUACUUAUUGUACAAAGAACCCAACUUCGGUUCUUGCUAAGGAUGUGACAUAUCUUUGAGCGUCGAACUACGUUAUUUAUAUUGGAGCCCGUUUGUUCAUUCAAUUACCAACGAUAUUCGCAGGAAGCAACUACUUUUUAAUUUAAAUUACCUGAACGAACCAUCGAAAUCGAGUAGGCGAUUCGAUCGAAUUUUCGAAUUAAAACAAGUUCGAUAAUACCAUUCAUUGAAGAACACGAAGGAUCGAUGCUCGACUGUCAAAAUUAGAGAAAAGAAUUUCAGCAGAUUCACGCUGGACGUGACUAGCUGAAGUUCUUUUACUCUUGAGAAGCGAGCACAAACAUGUACGAUUUUCAGAGACAGGCAAAAUUUCAUUCGAAUAACAAAUAAUCAAUAAAAUCACCGCAUAAACGUUUAUUCGCAACGUUCACUCUAUUGGAUAGUUACAAACGAAACUUUCAUUCGCUUAACAUGAAAUAAAGGAUUUUCCAAAGGGUAGUUUGAGAUUUUAGAAACCCCUCUAUAUUUAUUUUAUAAUUCAAAUUGCAAUGAUUACCAAGUAAUCGGUACCUUUUAUUCGUUACUCGACAGUGUCUAUCGAGAUAAUUAUUUUGCUCGUCUCUGAUAAUUUCGCACGAAUCAAUACACAGUGUUCUGCAAGGACGAGUGAAAAGCUCGCCAAAGGAUCUAGUUUUCAGGCGUUCAUUCUGUAUAUAAAGAAAUAAGGAAAAAAGCAUGAAGCUGCAUCGGAUUGUUUUUAAGAUAUCAGCGUAGCGCGUUGUACAUACUUCUAGACGUUGUAAAUUACGUAGUUGCUAAAUCUUAAGACGUGUACAUACUCCAUAUUUCUUACAUAGAUCCGAAGACUGACCGGUGCUUGUACCAACCGACCAAAGAAACGCGCCCUGCUUAAGCGAGGAGAGACAAAAAAAAUGGAACAACAAAAUAUCGCUGUUAUUAUAUUUUUAUUCGCGUUCAUUCGAACGAAUCGAGCACUAGGCCAUGCACUUAUGUACAUGGCGUAUCCGGGAGCCCACCCGGUACAUUUAACCGUCGAAGUAUCUCAUUAUAAACCAGAGAUGAGCGAAAUUUCAUUCGAAUAGUAGAUAAAUACAACCAACAACGAUUCAUUCCCAAUUGAAUUUGUAUUUAAAACAAGAUCAUUUUUAUUGAUAAGACAAGAAAAAAUUAAUUUCAACCUUUAGCAACGUUGAUUAAAUUAUUACAGACACUGGGGAUAAAAGAAGAUUCUUCAGGACUAGUAUUAUUUAAUGCAGCUCAAAAAACCUAUUUUUCCUAGUGUCUUUAAUGUAUUUUAUGAAAUUAACUUUUGCUCAAGUUAUCGGCAAAAGUGAUGCUUUUUUAAAUACAUUUUUCGAGCAAUGUCUAAGUUUAAAAUUAAUCUUAGCAAAAAAUUAUUUGUCUUUCCCUAGUGUUCGAUCCAUUUAUUUGUUUGAAAAAUUUGACCAUCUCUGUUCUAAAGCUCUAGUAACCGUUUCUCGGCACAUAUCCGGACGAGGAAGUUACACCGCAUGUAUAAAACGCGUGUACACGUAAUAUCGAAGCGAACCUUAAUUAUUAUUUAUAUUCGAUGUAAAUUGAGCGCGGUACAAUACGUAGCGAGUGAAUAACACCGCGAUUGUACGAUAAUUAGGACGUAAGCGAUGUAAAUAUUGUAAAAGUAUAGCGCGCGCUGCAUACCUACGCGAGAAAAUAUAAUCAUAUUUUCCUCUGACAACGAUUAAUCUCAUUUCCUUUCAUUUUCGACGCCAAACCUAUCAGGAUGAUCGAAUGGAGUUUGUUUCAGAAAGAUCAGAAGUGCUCGUAUGGAAUUGGAAGUCGAAGGAAUGCAUUGGAAAAUAACCAAUAACAA